AUGCCCCCUCAACCCCACCUCCGAGGAAACGACAGCCAUAUUAGCUCAACACAGAUCCGCCCCGUUCGAUUCCCCCUCUCCUUCGAUGCGCAGAACCUGCUGCAACAAGAAGCCAGCAAGCUCCGCGCGACCGUCAAGUUCCAGUACUUUCCCGAAUGCGCACGGCUGGUGCGCGAGCAUCUUGGAGCCGCGCAAGCCGUCCCUUUUGACUGGCGGCAACGGCAGCGGCAACCCCUGAGCAGCGUGAAGCCGGACUGGAGCCACGGCAUGCAACCGCCGAAGACGUGUCUCCGCCAGGCUUUGGGAGACGAGGAAGCCGCGUUCUGGGUCGCGCGUGGGUGGGUUGUGGUGUGUCUUUCGCGCGGGCUGAUGCUGGGGGAUGAAGAGGUGAAGUUGGCCCUUGAGCACGACUCUAAGGUGGAUAGUGCUGUUAGGGAUAGUCUAGGAAGCUCCGAUGUAGCUGGGAGCGGGCCGUGUAUUGAGGUGCGGGUGUUGGCGUUGCUGAAAUAA
Messenger RNA from Cyphellophora europaea CBS 101466, 510 nucleotides. RefSeq lists its product as uncharacterized. The record is from RefSeq and is a predicted model, not a curated record. NCBI's taxonomy places the organism in Eukaryota, Fungi, Ascomycota, Eurotiomycetes, Chaetothyriales, Cyphellophoraceae. The transcript has a single exon. The coding region runs from base 1 to 510 and encodes 169 amino acids.